Lagenorhynchus albirostris (white-beaked dolphin) is the source of this 809-nucleotide messenger RNA. Its product is annotated as splicing factor 3A subunit 2-like. Lineage: Eukaryota; Metazoa; Chordata; Mammalia; Artiodactyla; Delphinidae. The transcript is spliced from 2 exons. The record is from RefSeq and is a predicted model, not a curated record. The coding region runs from base 25 to 459 and encodes 144 amino acids.
UCCCGGUGCCUUCGGGCACGGUGGAUGCAAAAGGGGCCCUGGCCGCAUCCCUGUAACCGCUGUCACCCCCACCCCGCCAGGGCUGGUCCUCCCAGCCCCCCUUCCCUGCCUCGGGCGUCGCGUCCUCCUUUGCCCCUGGCAUCUCCAUCCCGCAGUGCCUCCCACCCGCACGCCGGUCGGAGCCCUGGGCCCGGCCGCCGCCCCCAACGCGCCCCGGCAGACUCACCUUGCAGCCCCGCAGCCUUUCAAGUUCUCCUGCCUUCGCUGAGUGGGCUACGACAUAUCCCCAAAGGAGGCCUUCCCCGCGAGCCCAGGAGGGGCGGAGCGGAGCAGAGCAGGGCGGAGCUUGCGGCCCUGCCGGGCUCGCGCCCAACACAGGCCUCCGCCGCGCUCCCAGCGGCCGAGCAGCGGGCCAGGUUGCCAAGAGCAAAGGUCCUGAAAACGCUUCAGAGAAAGUGACUUUUGGAUCCCACCGAAGGAGGGUGGCUGCUUGCCAGGAGAGCCAACCAUGUGGUUAGAGGGUGGGACCUUUCAGUCCCAACGCCCAACCUCUAGGCUGGAGAUUGAAUCCGUUGCCAACGGCCCAGUGACUGAGUCAUGCCUUUGUAAUGAAGCCUCACUAAAAAUCCAAAGGACAAGGUUCAGAGAGCUUCCAGGUUGGGGAACAUGUGAGGAUUGGGGAGAGUGGUGCACCUGGAGAGGGAACGGAAGGUCUGCCCCCCCUCCCCAGGCCAUGCCCUAUGUAUCUAUCAUUCAUCUGGCUGUGGUUUUAUAUCCUUUUAUAAUAAACUGGUAAUCUAGUAAAUAAA